Molecule: messenger RNA, 2066 nt
Organism: Cannabis sativa
Lineage: Eukaryota; Viridiplantae; Streptophyta; Magnoliopsida; Rosales; Cannabaceae
Exons: 4
Coding region: 390-1727 (445 amino acids)
Biological process (GO): double-strand break repair
Cellular component (GO): PML body; cytoplasm
Molecular function (GO): single-stranded DNA binding; 5'-tyrosyl-DNA phosphodiesterase activity
Source: RefSeq, a predicted model, not a curated record
AUGGGUAGUAAUAAUCGAAAUCGAUUACUGGAUAUGCUUUUAGAUGAUGAUAGCGAUGAUGAGGAUUUUUUCGGGUUUUUGUUAGUGGCAAUGAUCGCAGAAGAAGUAAUGGCUAAUGAGAAAAGAGCAAAACGACGUCGUCUUCGUCACGGUUCUAGGGGUAAAGUUCAAGGUGAUUAUUAUAGACCUGUUUUUGAGUUUAAUUUUAUUAAUAUUUUGAUGAAAACGAACAUUUGGUCCUCUGUUUGAAGCUUAUAUAUGAUGAUCCAGCUGUGUUUGCUUAAUAGUUUUGGGCAUUAGUUCAUAGAAAGCGGGAAAGGGUAGGCUAAGGCCACAUAGUUUGAAAUUUUGGGAAUAUAAAUUGACAUGACAACCCUAACCCUUCUUCAAUGUUAGCUUUACUACCCAAAACCUUUUUCCAUUGUUACUCCGUUGGACUAAGCCCUACCAGAAUCUCUUAUUCCUUGUCUCUACAAAUGUCUUGGGCUUGCAAAAGAUGCACCUUUCUCAACCCCUCAUCUCAGAAAUCCACCUGCCAAAUCUGCUUUUCAUCUGAAUCGUCGUCAUUGCCAUCAUCAUCUUCCUCUUCUCUUGCUUCUACCCCCAAAUGGUCAUGCAAAGCUUGUACUUUCCUCAAUCCGUAUAAAAAUUCCAACUGCGAAGUUUGCGACACUAGGGCACAUGUCUCGUCUUUUUCGAGCUUUGAGGAUUUGAACGAUACGGGUCCGGAUUCUGAACUGGACUCUUCAGUGGGCUCUGUUUUCUUGCCCUUGCAGCCUUGUAAGAGGAUGAAGAUUUCUGAACCAGUCGGGGUCGAACCUGAUUCUGCCAAAUUGGGUGGGUUUCAAUCCGUUAAGGCUUCCGACAAGGGAGCGACUGUAUCUGAGGAAGCUGGUUCUGGUACAGCCCAGACUACAUUGAAGAUUUUAAGCUACAACGUUUGGUUUCGAGAAGACCUUGAACUGGAGAAAAGAAUGAAAGCUAUCGGGGACCUUAUAGAACUGCAUUCCCCUGAAAUUAUAUGCUUUCAGGAGGUAACCCCCAAUAUAUACAAUAUCUUUAAGCAAUCUAAUUGGUGGAGAAUGUAUAAUUGUUCCGGUACAAAUCAAAUGGCUUUCCCAGGGUCGUACUUCUGCAUUCAGCUAAGCAAACUUCCAGUGAAAAUAUUUAGCUGUAAACCCUUCUCCAAUUCUGCUAUGGGUAGAGAACUUUGUGUUGCUGAAAUUGAAAUUCAGAAGGAUAAAUCUUUGGUCAUCGCCACUAGCCAUCUUGAAAGUCCGUGCCCAGGUCCUCCUACGUGGGACCAGAUGUUUAGCAAGGAACGUGUAGAACAGGCAAAUGAGGCCAUUAACUUCCUCAAGACAAACCAAAAUGUGGUAUUUGCUGGUGACAUGAACUGGGAUGACAAGUUGGAUGGCCAGUUUCCUUUACCUGAUGGAUGGUUGGAUGCUUGGGCAAAGUUAAAGCCAGAGGAAAAUGGAUAUACAUAUGAUACCAAGUCCAACCAGAUGUUGUCUGGAAACCGCACACUGCAGAAGCGUUUGGAUAGAUUUGUUUACAAGCUAUGUGACUUCAAGAUACAUCGAAUUGAAAUGAUCGGGAAGGAUGCAAUACCAGGAGUAUCAUAUAUUAAGGAAAAGAAAGUGAGGAAAGAAAUCAAGAAGUUGGAGCUACCUGUUUUGCCUAGUGAUCAUUAUGGCCUGCUUUUGACCAUCUGUAGCAAGUGAAGUUUCUUUUGUGGAUGAGUUCAUAUGAAACUAUAAAGGGAAACAAGAAGUACGUGGUCAAGUUUGUGCUUGGGUUUGUUUUGUAUAGCUCACCGUGCAUGCUAGGCAUGCAAUUUUGUGUAUAUCGGUGGGGCGAUGUAAAGCUGGUUCAUUUUGAACUGUCGAUAUUCCAGUGAAAGGGAUACAUUUUCAUCUGUCAUUUACAAUUUACUCUCUAAUAGUUUGUGUCACCGUGCGUGCUAGGCAUGCAAUUUUGUGUAUAUCGGUGGGACGAUGUAAAGCUGGUUCAUUUUGAACUUAGAUUUCCAGUGAAAUGGAUAUGAAAUACUUUUUGUUUUA